Molecule: messenger RNA, 1353 nt
Organism: Linepithema humile (Argentine ant)
Lineage: Eukaryota; Metazoa; Arthropoda; Insecta; Hymenoptera; Formicidae
Product: ras-related protein Rab-28-like
Biological process (GO): regulation of exocytosis
Molecular function (GO): GTP binding; GTPase activity
Source: RefSeq, a predicted model, not a curated record
GUUUAGAAUCGACACUAGCCACAAGGUACGCACGGCGGUGGUUCGCAAACUAUCGAUUAUUCGUUAAUUUAUUCAUGUUCGCGAAUACGACGACGACGACGACGCCGCACUGGCCACCACUGUCGGUCGAUUCGGACCUCGCUCAUCGGCCGCAAACACGCGAACCGUCACGUUAUAUGCCGCGUUACAGUCGGACGAGGACCGUCCCGACGGUCGUUCUCGAGUCAUGCUAUUCGUAUGAUUCUCAAGGGCUGCCGGCAAUCCGUUGUGUACCUUCACCGCGUCCCUCAUGUCGGACGUCGACGAGGACGCGGCCGAGAAGCGGCUAAAAAUCGUGCUCGUGGGUGACUCCGGCGUCGGCAAAACUAGCAUCGUCCAGAAGUUUUGCAACAACGAUUUCACCAGGCAAUACGUACCUACCGCGGGCAUUGACUUCUUUCUUAAAAACAUCACCGUUGGCUGCUACAAAAAUGUUAAUCUACAUUUAUGGGAUGUCGGCGGACUCGCUCUGCACGGCAAUAUGCUGGACAAAUACAUUUUCGGAGCACAUAUUAUUCUCUUAGUAUACGACGUCACGAAUAGCUCGAGUUUCGAAAUAUUAGAAGAGUGGCUUAAUCAAAUAAAAAAUUUCAUCGAUACUUAUGACGAACCACCUCUAAUGGCAGUAGUAGGUAACAAAUGCGACAUGGAGCAUCAAAGGACAGUUAAGAGAGACAGGUCGCACCGAUUCGCAGCAGAAAACGGAUUUCCAUAUCACGAUAUGUCCGCGAGAACCGGAGAAUCGGUAUCUUUAUGUAUAGCAAGCUUGGCAGCGCAAGUCUUGGGCGUUCGAUUGACAAGGAUGGAUCAAGACUUUCACAAACCUAUCAUUAUCGCCGAAAUUGGAGACACGGUAGACGUGAAUUCAAUACAAAAAGUCGUAAAAAGAAUUCCCAAUAAAAAACAAAUUGCAUUCAAUCCCCAUUUUCCCUCCUCGAAAUCCGCCGUAUGUGCCUUGCAAUGAUGAUCAUCGUACACUUUUAGAAUAUUCUUUUUAUUCUAGCUGAAUAUACAUAUUUUAAUUUCGUUAGACCUAAGAUUCAACAAAGAUUGUACUACGAUGCUAGCUAUAACAGACAAUGAACACUAUAUUUCAUACGUGAUGUCAGACAAUAUUUGCACAAUCAAUAUGUAUGUUACAUAAAUUUCAUUUAAAUGCGUAUGUAUUCAUGAUAGAAUAGCACAUGUUAAGAAAGUAUUACAUUUUUUACAGCUGCCUUGCGCAUGAAUAUAUUGAAUAAUAUCUUUGUAUAUCACAUUCAUUAACUCUCAAAUUAUAUGUUGUAUGAAUAAAAAUAAAAAUAUUUUAUGUAG